Molecule: messenger RNA, 1342 nt
Organism: Jaculus jaculus (lesser Egyptian jerboa)
Lineage: Eukaryota; Metazoa; Chordata; Mammalia; Rodentia; Dipodidae
Product: serine/arginine-rich splicing factor 10-like
Exons: 1
Coding region: 1-549 (182 amino acids)
Molecular function (GO): RNA binding
Source: RefSeq, a predicted model, not a curated record
AUGUCCCGCUACCUGCGUCCUCCCAACAUGUCUCUGUUCGUCAGGAACGUGGCGGACGACACCAGGUCUGAAGAUUUACGGCGGGAAUUUGGUCGUUAUGGUCCUAUAGUUGAUGUGUAUGUUCCACUUGAUUUCUACACUCGACGUCCAAGAGGAUUUGCUUAUGUUCAAUUUGAGGAUGUUCGUGAUGCUGAAGAUGCUUUACAUAAUUUGGACAGAAAAUGGAUUUGUGGGCGUCAAAUUGAAAUACAGUUCGCACAAGGAGAUCGGAAGACACCAAAUCAAAUGAAAGCCAAGGAAGGAAGGAAUGUGUACAGUUCCUCUCGCUAUGAUGAUUAUGACAGAUACAGACGUUCUAGAAGCCGAAGUUAUGAAAGGAGGAGAUCAAGGAGUCGUUCUUUUGAUUACAACUAUAGGAGAUCUUAUAGUCCUAGAAAUAGACCGACUGGAAGACCACGGCGUAGCAGAAGCCAUUCCGACAAUGAUAGACCAAACUGCAGCUGGAAUACCCAGUACAGUUCUGCUUACUACACUUCAAGAAAGAUCUGAAAGCGGAAAAAGAACCAAAGAAGGGCAGUUCAAGCGACCAAAGGGUGGGUGGAAGGUGCUGCAGUAUGAAUACUGUACGAAUAUUUUGACUGGUCUGAAAAGAUAAAAGAACUUUCGAAAACUACAUGGAAUAAUUGAAGUCCCUUCAAGUUUGAAAGUAAGCAUUUUAGGACAAAUAAAAGGAAAUUCAACUUUGUACUUGUGGAAACUAAUCCCUAAAUAUGAACAGGUUUACUCAUGGGCAACAGAUCCAUGAUAAGUUAUUGGAAAGUAGGAUGUCUGAAUAUCAAGGAAGACAGCCAUAGUCUCUAAACAGUGCCUCUAUUGGUUGUCUCAAACUGAAUUGGAUGGGAAAAGAUAACAGUCCGAUAUAAACUUUUUCUUGGUUAUCCCUUAAAAGUCAAUUCCAUUUAUGCCAGUAUUGGCAGGUCUUGCCUUUGUUUAUUCUGGUGCCAGUAUUUCCUGCCUGUUUGUUUUGUUGGCAUCUGAAUUGUACACCAUAUGCAGUUUACAUCUUCUUUAACCACUCUUUCCCAGGUUAAUUCCACUUCUACUUGAUAUCCGGCUGAGAGGGCCCAUCUCUUCUCACCUUUUUCCUAGACAGUAUGCUCAACAAAUAUUUAUUGAGCCCUUAUUCUGGGCAAAACAUUGUAUUGGAUAAUUGGAGAGAGUACAUAAUCCUUCAUGCAGUAAUUGUCUACCAAGCACAAUCUAGUCAAUCAUUAGAAUAUGGCCUCAUUGUUUUGUUUGAGGUAUUAUAACAAUAUUUCACAUCAUUCAUAUCCUAAUUUUU